CAUUCAGCUCAGAUAGGCGGAAGUACUCGUACUAGGGAGAGAUUGCUAAUAAAUAUUUUCGUGUAUGGCAGUGUAGUAUUACUCAGUGAGAAAUGUUAAUUGUCAUAUGAAAUGUAUAAUUGUAUUCGUGGAAGGUCUCCGUUAACAUAAGGCUUACGAAUGUCCUUGACACUGACAGCCAUGAGUGACAGUGCAGUGACCAGCAGCCAGCAGCAGUGGUCAGGGUCUGGGCAAACGCGGCGGCCUUCCCAGGGCCCCUACAUUUCUGUCAUUGCCAACAGAACCACUAACCUGGUGAUCCGAGGGGCCAUGCUGUUCUCUGUGGGCGUCUUCCUGGCCCUGGUGCUGAAUUUACUUCAAGUGCAGAGAAACGUCACCCUCUUUCCCCCUGAUGUCAUCAGCAGUAUCUUCUCUUCAGCCUGGUGGGUGCCGCCCUGUUGUGGCACAGCCUCAGCAAUGAUCGGGCUAUUGUACCCCUGCAUCGACAGACAUCUGGGUGAGCCACACAAGUUCAAGCGGGAAUGGUCCAGCGUAAUGCGCUGUGUGGCUGUGUUUGUCGGCAUCAACCAUGCCAGUGCUAAAGUGGACUUUGCCAACAACAUCCAGCUGUCUCUGACACUGGCAGCACUCUCCAUUGGUCUGUGGUGGACAUUCGACCGCUCCCGCAGUGGUUUUGGCCUGGGAGUCAGCAUUGCCCUGCUGGCAACACUGGCCACCCAACUCCUGGUUUACAAUGGAGUCUUUCAGUAUACUUCUCCAGAUUUCCUUUACAUUCGCUCCUGGCUACCUUGUAUCUUCUUUGCGGGGGUGAUAACUAUGGGAAACAUAGGACGGCAGCUAGCCUUGUAUGAAUAUAAAUUCAUUCAGGAAAAGACCCAUCAAGACUAAGGAAUCUCUUGGCUCCAUCAGGCCUCUGCACCAACCUGAAGGCAAAGACAGGUUAUCAGAGAACAUCUGCAUGCAGCAUAGACUGGGACUGGCUGGCCCUCGACAAGCCAGUCAGGCAUGUCAAAUGAGCCCUGAGCACCUGAUUGGCUGCCUGGUGCUUUCUGCAGGACAGUAUUUUUGAUUUGGUUGGGCCAUUCGGAGCAUGGAGCGGUCACUGGCUACAUUCUAACUGGAGCUGAUGUGAAUGCUGAGAGUUGAGUUUGUUGUGUUUUUUCUUUGGUGCAGUUUAUCUCUACUUGCCUGGGAAGGGAUUAGCAGCGAAGCAUCUAUCGUUCUUCAGAUCAGCUCAGAUAUUUGAAACCUUUGGCUCCAUUGUGCCAAACACAGUCACACAGGGGAUCAGUUUUAAACUCUGUACUUAUCGCCUGAUUCUUUUACAACCUUCACGUAUCAGUGGAGAACAUGCAGCCUAGUUAAUUUAUAUCUAGAAAAAUAUGCUUUUUUUUUUUUUUUACCUUUUAUUGUAUGUAAUUAUAUUAUAUCUACAUUUAAAUUUUAUUGAUAAAGGAAUGACAUUGUUAAGUGUAUGUGCAAUGUUUACCUGCAGUGGGUAUUUCCACCAGCCACACUGACACAUAAAGUGUCACUGGCUCCAAAGAAUGAAGGGAUACAUGAAUGGAGAUUGCUUUCAUAUUGGCUGUGCAAACGUCUAAGGAUCUUGGUUGGAAAUUAAUGGUGCAUUUGCAAUUUACAGUAGGAAAGGAAAUGAGUUUCAUUCGCACAUGAACGGUGGUUUGAGUUUUAAGCACAUUAAGACAUUUUCAUUCGAAAUUCCACUUGUGUUUUUUAAAAAAUAUUUUCUUCAUUUCAGGGAGCAAUAUUUGUCCAACAUUUAUGAAAAUGGGCAAAAAGCAGUGUUCACUUCCCCCAACAGUACACCCAUCCCCCAAAAAUUGUUGGAUUACUUUGUUGGUUUGUUGGAUAAUUCACUACAAAAAUGUUAUGCUGCAAUUCACCUGCCCACAAAGAAAUAUAAUGUUUAGCAGUGUUAAAAGUCUGUUUAAAAAUCUGAAGUUCUUUACUGUAUUUUUUUUGGGGGGGUGGGUGGGGUGGAUGGAGAACCCUCCUGGUAUAAACUGAUAAACAAUAAAAUGUGCAUUAAAAAACAGGGAGCACUGGACAGAAUCAUUUAGGGGACAUUUUAAAUUUCUUUGUGAUAAAAUGUGUUUGAUAGAAUUAGAACUACAGCAUUUAAAACAACCAAUAAAAACAGUGUUUUUGUAAUAUUUCAUGAUGUAGGUUAGAUUACAUGAAAAACAAGAUAGGGAAACUUUCCUAAUGCAUUUUUUGGGGUAGCAUGUUUUAUAUCAGCACUGUAGCAACUGUAACUUUUGUCCAAAUGAGACAUUGUUAUAAUGCCUUUAGGAUGAAUUGUAUAGUGGUUAAACAGGGAUUAAUGGUUCCACUCAUUUGAGCAACCUCUGAAACCUGAAGAUGUGCACUUUGUUUUGGUGUAAUAAAGACCAUGACCUUUUGGUAA
This is a messenger RNA of Lates calcarifer (barramundi perch), 2428 nucleotides long. RefSeq names its product insulin induced gene 2 (gene insig2). Gene Ontology annotation, cellular component: SREBP-SCAP-Insig complex; endoplasmic reticulum. The transcript has 7 exons. The record is from RefSeq and is a predicted model, not a curated record. Bases 160 to 888 code for a protein of 242 amino acids. Lineage: Eukaryota; Metazoa; Chordata; Actinopteri; Centropomidae. Gene Ontology annotation, biological process: cellular response to insulin stimulus; SREBP signaling pathway; SREBP-SCAP complex retention in endoplasmic reticulum.